Oryzias latipes (Japanese medaka) is the source of this 4258-nucleotide messenger RNA. RefSeq names its product ATM interactor (gene atmin). Gene Ontology annotation, molecular function: DNA-binding transcription factor activity, RNA polymerase II-specific; transcription cis-regulatory region binding. Gene Ontology annotation, cellular component: nucleus. Gene Ontology annotation, biological process: positive regulation of transcription by RNA polymerase II. NCBI's taxonomy places the organism in Eukaryota, Metazoa, Chordata, Actinopteri, Beloniformes, Adrianichthyidae. The record is from RefSeq and is a predicted model, not a curated record.
UCCGCCAAGAUGCUUUUAAAAAUGAAUUGCAUUUUAUUUUGUAAAGCGGAAGUCAGAACGUUAUCCUGGAUAUGACGUGGAGGUGAGAAAGCCUUUCGGACAGAGUGGAGGGGCGUUCGUUAUGUCUGUGUUAUGUUCAGUGUAUGGAGUGUUCAUUCUUAGCUGCAGCUGAAGCUCCGGCAAACACAGCGUGGAUCUCUAACACAAACAUGGCCGCUUCUGCGAUAAACAAGAAGAAUUACAGCGAUUCCACGACGACAGACGCUCUCAAAAGCGAAGAGGAUUCCCUGCCGCUAUGUCGCGAAAUUAUAAAACCCACCAUCAGUGAGCUGACCAAAGAAGUGAGGAAAAACAUCCUCUGCACAGUGGAAGGAUGCGGGAAGAUUCUUCCCAACACACCUGCAUUGAACAUGCAUCUUGUUAAAUCGCACAGAAUAAAGGAUGGCAUCAUCAAUCCUACAGUCCGAAAGGACAUGAAGGCCUCUCAGAAAGUUUACUGUUGUCCUGUGGAAGGUUGUCCAAGAGGACCUAACAGACCCUUCUCCCAGUUCUCCCUUGUUAAGCAACACUACAUGAAGAUGCACGCCGAAAAAAAGCACAAGUGUUCCAAGUGCAGUAAUGGCUACAGCACAGAAUGGGACUUGAAAAGACACAUAGAAGACUGUGGGAAGACCUACCAGUGUACAUGUGGCUGCCCUUAUGCUAGCAGGGCAGCUUUACUGUCCCACAUUUACAGGACAGGUCAUGAAAUUCCGUCAGAGCACAGAGUUCCUCCAGUAAAGAAGCGCAAAAUGGAGAAAUUAUUGAGUGGCUCUGAAAAGGUUAAGACAAAUGAUUUUCCCAACUCCAUAGUGCCUGCUAUGAAAGAGCAUGCAGAGACUACUCUCCCUACUGACUCAACUGCACACACUCCUGAUCCACUGAACCAGAGCUCCACCGCCAAUAGAAGCCUUCAGAAGUUUCUCCUACCUAAACCCAGGAUGACUUUGGUCAGUUUUCCUGUCAUGCAGCUGGCUCACCUGCCUGUCCUCGUUCCCUCUACUGAAAGUGGCCCUCUGAGGUCUGUGGUUCUUGCCGUCGACAGCCAGUGUUCUGUCAGUACCCUUCAGCUCCUGCCACACACUGCAGAGGAUGUCAAUGCAAAAAGUGCUUUUAAGGAAAGCAAGACAGCUUGCUUCUCUAACCAAGGUCCCAUUAGUACAGGGGUGCAGGUGAAUCUGAAAGCUGUGAACGCAAACGAUUUAGCCUGCAGCAUGGCUGCACAGCAAAGAGGGGGCUCUUCCACCGACAUCCAAAGAGACAAGUCCAUCUUGUCGAGAAUGCCGACAGAGGGUGAGGAAGGAAUGGAGUUUAGUGGUCUUGUUGAGCCCUCCGUUUCAUCUUUCUCUCAAACGGACAUUAGUGUGAGUGCCCAGAUUCUCCUGCCAGUCAGUGUUCAAACUCAGACCUUCUUCUUUCCAGCCAAAGCCAAGUCUUCGAUUGGAGCUCAAACAGACAGUCAGACAGCCAAACUCCCUCUUCAGACUCCGUCUUCAACAAUGCUCCCAUACAAAACCAGGCAGACACAGACACACUUUUCUAUACCACAGUUGGAGGAGAAGGUUCAAGACCCGGCUGUUAUGUGCUCUGACCUCUUGGGUUUUGACUCCCAGAGUGUUUCCACCCAAACAACCCUAGAUCUCGAUGAGUCCCUGGGGACAUCAGGCAGCACCAUAUAUCAGGACUCCAAGUCAGUGGGCGGCAUGAGUUUUGGGGUGCAGACGCAAGAGCUUAGCUCAAGCAACAUGGCUGACAACCAGACCCAAACGAUGACUCUGUUAAAUGACCUGGAAAACAUUCUGUCUGGUAGCAUGACGGGCCACCACGCCCUUACGGAGGCCUCCACCGUCUGUGGCUCAGGCCUCUCCUCUGUUCAGGAGCAGCACACUGGAAUAGAGUUUGACUUUGAGGAGUUCCUCAAUGCUGUCCACAUUCAUACACAAACGGAAGAGAGCGAACUCGGCGGGCUGUCUGGGGACUCCCCUCUAGAAUCUCUGGACAUUCAAACACAGACGGAUUUUUUCCUCAUGAAUGAGUUGGACCAAAGUGAUGGAUCAACCCGACCUCAAGCCAGUGACCUGGAACUGUUCGACACUCAGACUCAGACUGAUCUCAAUUUCCUGCUAAAUUCUGGAAGUAACUUACCUUUGAGCACCCUUUUGCGACAUUCAAGCUUUUCUAUUAGCACAGAGUCCUCAGACACUGAAACACAGACUGAUCUUCCUGCAUUUGCAACAGGUACUCAUUUGCAGACCCACGUAGGUCAGGGUGAGCAUGUCAGGCUGUUAAACAGCACAGAGACUCAGACAGUAACCAGGCAGGCAGAAGGCUUAGGACACCUCUUUCUGACCAGCAAUGAAACGCAGACGGUCAUGGACGACUUCCUGUCUGCGGACAUGGCGUGGAACAUGGAUUCUCACUUAAGCUCUGUAGAAACUCAGACAUGUGAGGAGCUGUGUGCUCUCUUUCAGCACCCAGACAAACCCAACAGUUGAAAUUCCUCCCGAUAUGGGUUUCUGAGUCUUUGCAGUGUAGUCUGCCUUUUAGAUGACCGAUAGGUCUCAUCUGUGCUAUGAAAGACCACAGUCUUGGUAAAAGGAAGUCUGCCAUAAGAUGUUUCUAACCAUUCCAUAAUGCCCAGAGCUUUUCCUGACCGUUCAGCUGCACUUUAUUCGCUCAGUGGGCAUGAUUUCUCCGCUCUUGUGACAGUUUACAUAUUUAUUGCACAUAAAGUAACAUUGUGUGUGUGUGGACAGUUAUUUUGAACCUAAAUGUUUUAGUGUAUAACCACUGUGACUGAUUUGUACCGUUUAGUCUUACUAGCAGUCAUGUAAAUGACAUUUCAUAAAUGUUAGACCUGCUUAUCAAUGGAGUGACUUCCUUGGCCGUAUUUAUCUGUCAAAAAAAAAGAAAACUAGUCAAACUGUUACGGUAUGUGAUAGUUUUUCAUGUUAUCUUGUCUGCACAUGUUUACUAUGCAAUAUUGGAUAUUUAGUUUCUAAAUGAGAGGAAUACGUAGGACACAGACACAGCACCUGUUCCCUUCAUGACUGACUCUUAACAAUAGAUUUAACAAUAGAUUUAACAAUAGACUGCUCAACUUUAAAAAUAAAUUAAAAAAGACGAGCUGUCUCUUAGAUAAAGCAGGCCUUCUAACAGCAGACUUUUGCUCAUAACUGUUACCUCUGGGAUCCAUGUGUAGAUGUGGCACAGGCUAAGGUUUUUGGUUGUUGCACAUCUUUUUCCUUCAUUGUGGUUGUGAAGUCUGUGUGUGCGGGCUUCAAGCAAUUCAAGAGCAGAAUGGGGCAAGCCUCUCCUCAACUUGACUUAUUCAUAAGCUGAGUGUAAGUGUAUACACCAGCAGCACCGUUAGCUUGAUUUAACAAUGUUACUGUGUUGUAGCACAAUGAUUAGCAGGUGGCUUAUUUAUUCAUUAGAUGUUAGUCAUCCGAAAGGUGUCCUGUUGAAUUUUGUUUUCCUUAUGAGAACAGUGUUUCAAUGGAAGCCAACUGGCUUUAGUUGAACUUGAGUUGCAUCCUGGUACAAUGUUCAACAAAAGAUUCAGCUUCAGAAUUGUCUUGUUUGUAAUUGAUCAAAGGUAACUUUUGUCUUUGCCCGUGCCUUGAUCAGAAUAUUUUCGUUGGUUCUUCUACACAGACUUUUGUCUUGGAAAUGUUUUGUAAUUCUUGAAGAAUAUCCGUGUUGUCUCAAUGCAUGUUGGCAAACUCUGAAAAACCAUUUCCGUAAUGAUUGCAUGAAAUGUAGGAAUGUCCUCGUUUGGGUUUUGUCUUUAAGAUUGUGCUCAUGUAGUAUCAGACAUUAAAGGACUUGGUGAUUUAUGCUGCAAGUUUACAGCAACUGAAGAAUGUAGAGAAAAGAACGCUGUGCCCAUGAAAAACAUGCACCUUACGCCAAAUUCUGUGUGUGUCUUCUUUGUUUAAAGUGUCAUUAUUUUCUGUGUUCAAGACUCGCACGAUUAGUUUGCCUUUUUUAUGCAACAUUAGCUGCCUCCCACAGAAAAGCAGAAGAGGAAAAACUGUCUGCUGCUGCUUUGACUAAAGUGUAACAUUGUUGGAAUUCAUGAAAAAUGAAAGCAAAUGCAUGCAUGUUUUCAAAAUAUUCAUUUGGGUAGAUUUUGUCUUUGUUGCCUUUAAAUUAUUUCUUGCCUUCUUUAUUUGUUGGUCCUCACUACAGCUGUUAAUAAAUUGCAGAAUAUUAA